CGGUAGGAGGCGGGUCCGCGCCUGGUGACAUCACCGCGCAGCCGGGCGGCCGUCGGAAGCAUGUGUUUGGGAGCCGGAGCCGAGGCCGCGUCCCUGGCGGUGUCGCGCGCGAGCUUCCGGGAGCUUCCGGCGGCUUCAGGGUGUCCGGGGCCCGCGAUGCCUCCGCCGCGAGUCGUCGUGGGCCUGUGGGCCGCGUGGCGGCCGCUGUUCCGGGGCCGGCUCCUGCUGGUCACCAACACGUUGGGCUGCGGGGCGCUCAUGGCGGCGGGGGACGGGGUGCGCCAGGCCUGGGAGCGCAGGCUGAGCGAGGGCGCCUCCGGGCAGCCCCGGCCGAUGGACCUGCGCCGCACCGCCCGGAUGUUUGCGAUGGGUUGUAGCAUGGGCCCCUUCCUGCACUACUGGUACCUGUGGCUGGACAAACUCUUCCCCGCCAUGGGAUUUAAAGACAUUCGAACCAUCGUGAAGAAGGUGCUCAUUGACCAGCUGGUGGCAUCCCCUGUCCUGGGCGUGUGGUACUUCCUAGGGCUGGGCUUCUUAGAGGGACAGAGCCUCGAAUGUUCUUACCAGGAGAUGCAGGACAAGUUCUGGGAGUUCUACAAGGCUGAUUGGUGUGUGUGGCCAUUAGCUCAGCUGGUGAACUUCCUUUAUGUGCCUGCCCAUUACCGAGUGAUGUAUGUGAACAGCAUGACACUGGGCUGGGAUACCUACCUCUCCUACCUGAAGCACCGGGACCACCUCCCACACUGACUAAGACACUAGGAGGAGUGAAGCACUUGGCAGUGGCAUCACAGCAGGCCCAUGCACGGGCAUUUCGGACUGGGCUUGGAGCGAGGCAGUCACCACCAGCUCUCUGAACACAACUGGACCCUAGAAACCUAAUC
Phascolarctos cinereus (koala) is the source of this 881-nucleotide messenger RNA. RefSeq names its product MPV17 mitochondrial inner membrane protein like 2 (gene MPV17L2). The record is from RefSeq and is a predicted model, not a curated record. Gene Ontology annotation, cellular component: mitochondrion; membrane; cytoplasm. Gene Ontology annotation, biological process: mitochondrial ribosome assembly. NCBI's taxonomy places the organism in Eukaryota, Metazoa, Chordata, Mammalia, Diprotodontia, Phascolarctidae.